This is a messenger RNA of Mya arenaria, 2027 nucleotides long. RefSeq names its product 8-oxo-dGDP phosphatase NUDT18-like. Bases 103 to 1104 code for a protein of 333 amino acids. The record is from RefSeq and is a predicted model, not a curated record. Gene Ontology annotation, molecular function: 8-oxo-GDP phosphatase activity; 8-oxo-dGDP phosphatase activity; magnesium ion binding. The transcript is spliced from 8 exons. NCBI's taxonomy places the organism in Eukaryota, Metazoa, Mollusca, Bivalvia, Myida, Myidae.
AUUUAUAAAAGCAAGCUCAGCUUUUGUAAACACUUUCAAGUUGGACAAUCAACUUUGUCAAUAAUACUCAUGUUGACGUCUUCAAAAUAGAAAAAAAGAGUCAUGAGUGGCAGUAUUGAGGAGGACCUGAAGUUACUGCUGGACGGAAAAGUAGUUCCCAUCCACCAGGAUGAAGACAUUGUUACAAAAUACCUUGUGCAACAGGAAACUGACUAUGUUCCCAUUGUUAAACGCACAGUAGGCUAUAUAGCGAUGGGUCUGGUUUUCAAUGAAGCAGGUCAGCUAUUAUUGAUGCAAGAAGCGAAAGAAAGAAUUCGAGGGCAGUGGUAUAUACCUGCAGGGCGCAUGGAACCCGGGGAAAACUUCAUAGAUGCUGUAAAGCGUGAGGUUUUGGAAGAAACUGGAAUUAAAAUGGAAUGCUUGACAUUGCUCAAAGUUCAAAUGAAGAUCUCAAGAAGGUGGAUUAGGCUUGUGUUUGUUGGUCACUGCAAAGGUGGGAAGUUGAAGACGUUAGCUGAACAAGAUGAGGAAUCACUUCAGGCCCAGUGGUUUGACAUUGACAAAAUCAAAAAUGGAACUCUCAACCUCAGGGGUCAGGAUUUUUUUAAGGUCAUGGAUUUGGCUCAGGACUACCUAUCUAGGUCAAAGGACUGUCAACACCCAGCUUACCAAGUUGGAAUUCAGCCUCACCGACAUCUACUGCAAAGACCUGUCAUUCUUAGGAGGACACACAAUGGGUCUGUGGAUGUUCUAUGUUCUGGGAAAGGCCGACAUUGUUUACCCGUCAUACAACUCAACCCAAAGAGUAUGACCCUGUUUAUUGCCCUGAAACCAUGGAUACAGGAAAUAUUCCAAACCUCUUCCACAACGCAAUUGAAAUCUGAAGGCAUGUUGACUCUAGAACAUUGUGGCAUUCCGAGCCGUGAACAUGACGGAUUGUGUGUCACCGUUGUGUACAUAGUUCCUGAACAUCUUCUUGACACGCUGGUGGAGGUGAAGCACGCAGACUAUGCUUGGCAUACACUCACUGAUUCUCAAUUGUUGGAAGAAAUGGAUAAAAGGAUAUUUUCUAAGAAUUUACUUAUACCUAUUGUAGGCAAUUAGGAAUCCUGAACAAGGACUUUUUGUUGGCAAUUAGAAACUAUGAACAAGGUUUUUUUGGUGGCAAUUAGGGACUGAACAAGGACUUUUUGGUGGCAAUUAGGGACUCUAACAAGGAUACUAUUGUUGGCAAUUAGGGACUUUGAGCAAGGAUUGACUGGGAUUAAACAUUUUUAAAUAUUUUAUUCUGCUGACGACUUCAGAUAUGCAUUAUUGUUGGUUCUUCGUCAUUAAUUUUUUUUUUUUAAAUUUCAAACAACUCAAUAAUGUCAUUUACUAGAAAUGAAUGUGAUAGAAAUAGUGUUGUAUAUAGAAUGAUCUGCAGGUGAAAUCCAGGUUUUCAAUUUAUGUUGUCAGGUUUGAGCAAACUGACAGAGGAUCCAUAGGCAUUCAGAUGGAAAAGUGUAAAUCUAUAUGCUCUAAAUUUGCUAGAGCUUUGUCGACAAAUGCCAACAAUGUCAACCCUGCCACUAUAUUGACAUGCUAAAACAGUUCUGUAAAAGGUUGUGAAAUUAAAUACCCAACUGUUUUUAUGAAUAUGAAACUUGUGUUGUUUUGGCUUUGUUCAAACAUGGUUGUUUGUGCCAACACAUGAAUGUUAUUUUAAAAUUUCCAAAUGCAUGACCAAGUUGAAGACAAGACAGGCCAAACUACAUGUAAUUUUGACAAAUGACCUUGAAUAUGACCUUGAUCUUUGACCUAGCUGCAUGGGUCUUGCACAUGACCAGCUUAUCAUGGUGAAGAUAUUUUACAAAGUUUUAAAAUCCUCUAUUGCAACUUGCAACAGCAAACGAGAUACAGAUUGUGGGUUUAUUUUAUUUCUUCCUGUUUGUUAGCCAUAUUGUGAUAUUUAUUUUAAAUAAUAAAUUGUUUCAUCUACCUUGAUAUUGUAGUUACCAAUAUGUUUUGAUGAACUCCAGGGCUGG